UCCCGCCCCCGAGCAGCGCCGCGGCGAGCCGGAGCCGGAGCCGGGGCCGCGGGGGCUGCAGGGCGCUGCGGCCGCGAUGGCUUCGCCCCGCCGCGCCGCCGCCGCCGCAUGAAGGUGCGCGGGGCCGGGGCGGCGGCCGGGGCCGGGGCCGGGACCGGGGAGGCGGCGCGGCGGCGCCCGGGCGCUCCGGUGGCCCGGAGCCGGCAGGGCACAUGGCGAACCGGGCUGGAGCCGGGCGCCGGCGCGCCCUCGCCGCCUCCCCCGGGCGGGCUCGGAGCUGACGGGAACCGGCUCUCGGUGCUGCUCAAGAAGAUGCACUUGUUCCGGAGCUCCAGCUACGAGAUCCGGCUGGAGGGCGAGGGGGGCAGCCUGCCCCGCAUCCAGGGCAUCCGCUGGACCCCACUUUUGGACAGCGAAUCUGCCUUGGAUUAUGGACACAGCCUAACCCAGGCAUCCUCAGAGAAGGUCUGGCGAGCUGGGAAGCUCCUCUUCAGCCACCUCAUGAUCACCUGCCCCGGCCUCAUCCGUGACCACAAGCAUCACCUGCGGCACCACAGGCAGUGCUGCUCCGGGAAGGAGCUGGUGGACUGGCUGCUGAGCGCGGGGCUUGCUGUCCAGACACGGAGCCAGGCCAUCGGCGUGUGCCAGGUGCUGGUGGAUGGAGGAGUCCUCACGCACGUGAAGCAGGAGUGGCAUUUCCAGGACAAGGACACUCAGUUUUACCGCUUUGCCGAGCUGGAGCUGAGCCCCGAGCCCGGCAAUGGGCUCCGGGAUGCGGAGGAGCUGCUGGAGGCACUGGCAUUCUUGGCCCAGCUGGGCCCUGAUGCACUGCUCACCAUGGCCCUGCGCAAGCCGCCUACCCAACGCACAGAGGACGAGCUAGAGCUCAUAUUUGAGGAGCUCCUACACAUAAAGGCUGUGGCUCAUCUCUCCAACUCGGUGAAGCGAGAGCUGGCGUCUGUGCUGAUGUUCGAGUCGCAGCAGAGGGCAGGCACCGUGCUGUUCAGCCAAGGAGAUAAAGGCACGUCGUGGUACAUCAUCUGGAAGGGCUCGGUGAACGUGGUCACCCACGGCAAGGGCUUGGUGGCCACCCUGCACGAGGGGGAUGACUUUGGGCAGCUGGCACUGGUGAACGACGCGCCCCGCGCAGCCACCAUCAUUCUGCGGGAGGACAACUGCCACUUCCUCCGCGUGGACAAGCAGGACUUCAACCGCAUCCUCAAGGAUGUCGAGGCCAACACCAUGCGUCUGAAGGAGCACGGGAAGGUGGUGCUCGUCCUGCAGAAAAACCUGCAGGGUGGUAGCAGCCAACCAGCCACAGCAAGGAGCAGUAGGUACUCAGUGAUGGCUGGGACACCCGAGAAGAUCCUCGAGCACCUGCUGGAGUUCAUGAGGAUCGAUGCAACACUCUAUGACCCUGUGGAUACCCUGCUGGGGGAUUUCCUGCUGACAUACACCGUGUUCAUGCCGACCUCACAGCUCUGCAGAGCCUUGCUGCACCAUUUCCGUGCGGAGCCGCUGGAGGGCUCGGAGCAGGAGAAGGCCACUUACUCCCUACACAAGCGCCGGAAGAUCCUGCGGCUGGUGAGCCAGUGGGUGCUGCUCUACGGGCGUCUGCUGCAGGGCGACCGCAGCACCAUGGCCUUGCUGCAGAGCCUCGCAGACCUGGCAAGCCAGGACCCUCGCCUGGGUGGGAUGAUCCAGGAGCAAGCACAGGACCGCCGGCGGCCCAAACCGCUGGAGAACGGAGGUGGCAGUGUUUCUCCCCAGCCCCAGGCUCGGAGCUCUGUGAACUGGUUUGCAGGCCAGGAGGAGGCAAUUUUGAACAGCAGCUGUGCCUUAAGAGCUCAGGACAAAGUGCCCUACGAGAUCUACAGACCCGACCACUCGUGCCUCAUCACGGUGCUGCCUGUGAACGCUUCGGUGCGGGACAUCCUCCGGUCCCUCAGCCCCAAGCUUGGCCGGGACGGCGAGCACGUCCUGGUGAAGGUUAAUUCAGCUGGAGAUAAAGUGGGGCUGCAGAUGGAUGCUGUGGGGGUAUUCACAUCGCUGGGGCUCAAUGAGAGGCUCUUUGCUGUGAGCGUGGAGGAGCUGUGCAACCUGAUCCCCCAUCCUGAGCAGCUGGGGCCCAGCACCGGUUCCUCAGAAACACUGGACCUCAUCAGUUCCAAGGACCUCGCCAGCCAUCUCACAGACUAUGACUGGAACCUCUUCAAGAGCAUCCACCAGGUGGAAAUGAUCCACUACAUCGUCAGGCCACAGAAGUUUCUUGACGUGACCACAGCCAACCUGGAGCGAGUCAUGCGGCGCUUCAACGAGCUGCAGUACUGGGUGGCCACGGAGCUGUGCCUCUGCCCCGAGGUGGGCAGGCGAGCCCAGCUCCUUCGCAAGUUCAUCAAGCUGGCUGCACACCUCAAGGAGCAGAAGAACCUGAAUUCCUUCUUCGCGGUGAUGUUUGGUGUGAGCAACACAGCCGUGAGCCGCCUUGCCAAGACCUGGGAGAGGCUGCCUCACAAGAUCCGGAAGCUGCACUCGGCGCUGGAGCGGAUGCUGGACCCCUCGUGGAACCACAGGGUCUAUCGGCUGGCUGUCGCCAAGCUGAGCCCCCCCAUCAUCCCCUUCGUGCCCCUUCUUCUCAAAGAUAUGACAUUCAUCCAUGAGGGCAACCGCACAAUGGCUGAGAAUCUCAUCAACUUUGAGAAGAUGCACAUGAUGGCUAAGACUGUACGUGUCCUGCAGCGCUGCCGGGGCCACGCGAAUGCUCCACUCUCCCCACUGCGGAGUCGCUCCCCGCACCGACUGGAGGACCCCAAGGCCGUGAGGAUGUCCACAUGCUCCGAGCAGUCCCUGAGCGUGCGGAGCCCUGUCUCUACCUGGGCCUACCUGCAGCACCUGAAAGCCAUCGACAGCCAGAAGGAGCUGCUGAGGCUCUCGCGAGACCUGGAGUCUUGACAGGGAAGGAGGGCCAGAGGGGACCCGGAGCAGGGAUGCGGCAGCGUGUCUGCUGGCAGUGAGGGCGGCCCUGCAGCUCCGCUCCCGGCAGCACAGGGCACAGGGCUGCUUUGGAGCUGGCCGAGAGCAGCCUGUGCUUGGCCACGCUGCUGGCUGCAGGCACCAGGCCCAGCGCCGCAAGGCAGUGCGGGAGCCCGGGUGGGCUGCGAGCAGGCAAAGGUCAUGGACAACAGGGUCAGAGGCCCUCACUCAUUGAGCAAUAGAGGUAUUUUUGUAUGCAA
Dromaius novaehollandiae (emu) is the source of this 3233-nucleotide messenger RNA. It is a transcript of the gene RAPGEF3, whose product is annotated as Rap guanine nucleotide exchange factor 3. Gene Ontology annotation, cellular component: plasma membrane. The record is from RefSeq and is a predicted model, not a curated record. Bases 109 to 2952 code for a protein of 947 amino acids. The transcript is spliced from 27 exons. Gene Ontology annotation, biological process: positive regulation of GTPase activity; Ras protein signal transduction. Gene Ontology annotation, molecular function: guanyl-nucleotide exchange factor activity. Lineage: Eukaryota; Metazoa; Chordata; Aves; Casuariiformes; Dromaiidae.